CCAGCCAUGCCUGCGAGGGAGCUGCUGGUUGUGGCGGUGGCACUGGUGACUCUUGUCACUGCCAGUGGGGCAGAGGUGAAUGAAGAGAAAGGCCUGAGAAGGCCGGUGUGUGGAGACAUGGUCGAGCUGCAGGCCUGCCCCCUCCUGCAUUUGCCUGUCUGUGGAACUGACGGGAACACCUAUGCCAAUGAAUGCCAGCUCUGUGUACAGCAAAUGAAAACCAGGCAAGACAUCCGGAUUUUGAAAGAUGGGGAGUGUCAAGAUAUCUGAGCUUUCUGGUAGCUUUCCUGAGCCUAGAAAUAGUUGAUUAAUUGAUACAGUGUGCUCUGUGCUGACUGCACACUCAAGUUAGCAAUGGUGAAUAAUAAAAUAACAUGCACGAUCUUA
Messenger RNA from Falco peregrinus (peregrine falcon), 387 nucleotides. It is a transcript of the gene SPINK4, whose product is annotated as serine peptidase inhibitor Kazal type 4. The coding region runs from base 7 to 270 and encodes 87 amino acids. Gene Ontology annotation, molecular function: protein binding. The transcript has 4 exons. NCBI's taxonomy places the organism in Eukaryota, Metazoa, Chordata, Aves, Falconiformes, Falconidae. The record is from RefSeq and is a predicted model, not a curated record.